AUGCAGGAAGGUGUAAUGGCUUCAUCAGACGAUGGGUACGCUGACCCCUUUGCUGGCAUACAUGAGCCAUUUGCUGGCUUCAGUGAAAUGGAUUUUGAACUCCACGACAUUUACAUGGACCACGAACCAGAGGAAGAAUUUGUGUCCUCACUUGAUAAAUGUAAGGAUAUAUUCCUAAAUGUUCUAUUAAGUGAUGAAAACCUACGAAAUUCUAGUAUGGCAGAUGAAAUCAGAGCACAAGUGUACCAUGCUACCGAUUGGCAGAGUGAUGAAGAUGAACAGGAGGUAUUGAAAAACAACUAUAGAAUUCAUGACCCAACCAUCAAGUGGGACAAGAUGGUACCAAAGCUUGGUGACAUCUUUGAAUCCCCUACCCAACUGAAGUUUUGUGUCACCAAUUAUGCAGUCUCACAUGGCUAUAGAAUAUACUUUGAAAAAUGUGAUAGUAAAAGAAUUGUAGCUAGAUGUGGCAAUAGGAAGGAAGAGAAUAAAUGCCCUUUCAGAAUUUAUGCUACAUGGAUGUACAAAGAAAGAUCUUUUCAGAUCAAAGCUAUGAAUGGUGACCAUAAAUGUUCGAGGCAGUUUAAGUUUGGAUCCAUUGUGUCCCCUGAAUGGAUUGGAAGACAUUAUGUGACUGAAAUUGCAAAUAAGCCAAAGAUGAAACUUCAGGAAAUGAUUGAUGACAUCAGACAAAGGUAUAGGUGUGUGGUAUCUAUAGGACAGGUUAGAAGGGAAAGGAAAUGGGCCAAAAAUUUAAUAGAAGGUAAACUCACUGAGCAUUAUGCAAGGAUAUGUGAUUAUGCCCAUGAAUUGUUAAGGUUUGCUCACAUGAUUAAGGAAAGCACUAAAUGGAAUACCCGUAUAUGUCCAGCAGUGUUAAAGAAGAUGAAGCUUUUUGGGAAGAACAUGAGGUUUUGGUUAAUAAUUCAUAGUCAACAACAUGUGUUUGAAGCAAGGAGAGGAUGUGAUAGCUACAUGGUGGAUUUAGAUGGAAAGCAUUGUACCUGCAGGUUAUGGGAUCUGGCUGGGAUCCCAUGUGUUCAAGUCAUUGCAACUAUCAACUAUAUCCAUCAAACACCUGAUGAGUAUAUUGAUGACAUGUUUUCCAAGGAACAAUUCCUUAAGUGUUACUCUGCUAACAUUAGUCCAGUAAAUGGUUCAAAUCUAUGGCCUCAAACUGAAUUCAUAAAGCCAUUGCCACUAGUGUCAAGGAGAAUGCCUGGUAGGCCAAAGGUCAAUAGAAGAAGACAUGUAACUGAAAAUGAUGGAAGAGUACACACCCCAAGAACUGUAAGGUGUGGUAAGUGCUUUGAGUAUGGCCAUAACCAGAAGGGAUGCAAGAAUGCAACCAGGGAACCUGUCCCUAUGCCACCAAAGAAGAAAGGAAGGCCAAGGAAGGAACAAUGUGAACCCAGUCAAGCAGCAUGUGAUAGGUCUGAGAGGCAGGAACCUGUCCCUAUGCCACCAAAGAAGAAAGGAAGGCCUAGGAAGGAACAAUUUGAACCCAGUCAAGCAUCAUGUGAUAGGUCUUACAGGUAUUGA
Lactuca virosa is the source of this 1542-nucleotide messenger RNA. The record is from the annotation of a GenBank genome assembly. NCBI's taxonomy places the organism in Eukaryota, Viridiplantae, Streptophyta, Magnoliopsida, Asterales, Asteraceae.